This is a messenger RNA of Pieris napi, 7555 nucleotides long. RefSeq names its product calmodulin-binding transcription activator 2 (gene Camta). Gene Ontology annotation, molecular function: transcription coregulator activity; double-stranded DNA binding; protein binding. NCBI's taxonomy places the organism in Eukaryota, Metazoa, Arthropoda, Insecta, Lepidoptera, Pieridae. The transcript is spliced from 19 exons. The record is from RefSeq and is a predicted model, not a curated record. Gene Ontology annotation, cellular component: nucleus. Bases 1 to 3333 code for a protein of 1110 amino acids. Gene Ontology annotation, biological process: regulation of transcription by RNA polymerase II.
AUGGGGUGUAUUUAUGGAUGCUACGUACACUCUGCCAUUUUGCCGACAUUCCAUCGAAGAUGUUACUGGCUAUUGCAGAAUCCAGAUAUAGUACUAGUACACUAUCUGAACGUCCCGUACCCCGAUGACAACAAGCUGGCGACGGUGGCACCAAGUUUGGCGCUGUGGGCCGACAAAAAAGAAUGGACGAAAGACGAACUAGUCAGCCAGUUGAAACCUAUGUUCUUCAGCGAAGAUGAACCGGAUCUUAAUAGCGAUUUGGAAAUAUCAGGGAAAAUGUUUCAGACGACAGAAACCGUGGAAGCGAUUGUGGGGCAAUUAAUGGAAAAACAAAGAGCAGCUCGAGCAGCAGCAUUGGCUAGACAAUUAGAAUGCGGAUGCCCUGAUUCAACUUGUCAAGAUUCAAGGACAUGUGCUCAUCCCCUGCGUCGUAUCCAGGCAUCGAAACCACCAGCAUCGGACCACCACGUGUCCUCUACAACUGGGCCCUCACCUCGACCUAUGGCACAACCCCCACGCCAAUACACAAGAGAUCAUAGGACUUCCACUCAGUCGUCCCCCUUGUUGUUAUCAUUGGGACAGAUACAAGGAGGUGGAGGUUUACUAAUCUUGAACGGUACUAGUAAUGGAGGUCAACAGCAUUCUUCCUUAGUAUCACCAUUGUCAGUAACUUCGUUUGUUUGUGAAGAGCCAAGAGACAGAUACCGUCAACAAUAUAAACCCACUUUUGUAUUAAAAAGGGAAAUUCCGGAUAACCUGCCAAAUACAUGUAUUAAUAAAACAGAAUCGACUUUCGAAGUAGAAACACAGGUAGAAGAGAAAGUGAAUAUAGAAAUUUUUGAUAGGAAAAUAAAGAUGGAACCGAGAAGUCGUGGCCACAUGAUCGCAAGCGCACCGGCGACGCCAUCUCGAUACCCAGAUCUUCUAGAGCGUUUAGAGAAUAAAGUGCAUAUAGAUAACUGUGAUGAUACGUUAGUUUUGUUAGGAACAGAUGCGCAUUUAGAAUCAUCUAGUGGAUUUUUUGACGAGACGUUGGAGUUAUCGCAUGAAGAUAUCCAAAAAACGUUGUCAGCGAAUAUGCCAACGUGUGAAUUAGAUAGAAGUGUAGUACGGUCCACGGAGACCGCUAAUGUAAUGGUGUCCGGUAUUGAUACUAUGGACUUUAUAGAAAGUUGUGAGGCUGUAGCGUCACCCACGCAUGUGGUAGAUGACAAUGUAUUUGUCAAUUUGGAUGCUUUCGACAUGCUAGGCGAUUUUCCUGAACUGGAAGUACUAGAUCCGAGCUCAAUUUCCACGAAUCCUAUGUCCUUAUGUGGUAAUUCAUCGUCUGACAAUCAAGAAAAGAUGCAGACUGAUAGUAAUAAUGAGCGAGCAUUAAGUAUUACUGAUUACUCUCCGGAAUGGGCGUAUCCAGAAGGUGGUGUUAAGGUACUAGUCGCGGGACCUUGGACUGAGACUUCUGAUCAAUACACGGUUCUGUUUGACAAUUUUCCAGUACCAUCAAUAUUGGUUCAAAAUGGACUCUUGAGAUGUUAUUGUCCAGCGCAUGAGGCAGGCUUAGCAGCGAUGCAAGUGGCUAGAGGUGGCCGCGUAGUAUCUGAUACCGUUGUAUUCGAGUACAAAGCUGGCCCAGCUCCCGCACCUACGUCUCCAGCAUCGGCACCGUUACCGUCGCUGGAUUUUAGGCGGUUCUCAUUACUGCAGCGCCUACAACGCCUACAUGGGCGCUUGCAGUUGAAAACAGAGCCUAUGGAUGAUAAUAAUCAGGUUGAAGACGUCCAGUUGUAUACGAAUCCAAAAUUUGAAGAUCGUCUGGUCACAUUUUGCCAAUCGUUGAGUAAUAGGUCAGCAGGUACUUCUGAGGGCUUUGCAACCGAACCAAGUGAGGAAGGAUCUACAAUCCUCCAUUUGGCGGCAGCUUUGGGUUAUACCAAGUUGACCACAGCCCUGCUUCGAUGGCGGCAGGAUGAUAAUAGCUUAGCAUUAGAAAAGGAAGUUAAUUUAGGUGCCAGAGACAGCGAAAAUAAUACACCGUUGAUGGUAGCAAGUGCGGCGGGUCAUACAGACACGGCAGUAGUUCUAGCACGCUGGAGCGCAGGCACAAGGCGUGAGGCCGGCGCACGCGCAGCGGCUGCAGCCGCACAUCGAGCUGGUCAUACCCAACUAGCUGCGUUGCUUGAUAGGAUUCAUCCACCUACGGGAGAUGCGGUUUUUCGGAGACCUUAUAGUUUGUUGCAAAAAGGUCGAACGGGAAGCUUAGAAAGCAACUUAGUGAAAAGACCUUCAAUUGAUAGCGGCAUCAACAUGGCAGAUGCAUUUCGUUCAAACUCCGCUAUUGAUAGAAACGACUCUACUUCACUAAGGUGGGAGAGAAGUAUGUCUUUACCCUUAGACUCUGACACUUCCGAAGACAGUCUCGGAGAUAUGAAGAUAGGCCGUCGCAUGGAUCUAGCCCUUUGGGAGCAGGAUGACAGAGUGUUCACGUUAGCAGAACAGAUAAUAGCCGCAAUGCCCGAAAGAAUAAAGAACGAAAGCUCUACAUUGCUGUCCGGCUGCGAACUGGACCACGGACCUGGCGGCGGUGAUGACGCGCUCAUGGUGCCCCUACUUGAUGACACAACUGCGUUCCACGCCGAGUUCAACUUUGAGUUCUGUGACAACACUUACAGAACAUAUUGUGGCGGAUCAACCCCUUGCUCAUCCGGGUCAGUUUCCCCUGGAUCAGCGUUAUCUCCACCCCCAGAAUCACCUUUAUCAGCUCUACCCUGUACCCCGUCAGCCACACUGCAGGAGUUUCUGAAUACCACCACACACUUUUCGAGCCUGACUCUCAACGAUCGUGAGCAGCGGGAACUGUACUCAGCAGCCAUAACCAUCCAAAAGGCAUACCGUCAGUACCGCGGACGACAACUGCAGCGGCGAGCAGCAGCUGCCGCCAUCACUAUACAGAACUGCUACCGGCGAUACAAACAGUUCGCUUACCUGAAGCAAAUGCACGCCGCCGCCAUUGUUAUUCAGCGCGGUUACCGCUCGCACAGGGAGAGUCGGCAACAGGCCGCCACUGCGACAAUCAAAAAAACCUACUCACAGCGUCGUCAAAAUCAAGCAGCGAGGAAAAUUCAACAAUUUAUGAGACAAACUAAGAUUAAAUUGCAGAGAGAGCGAGCCGCAAGCGCGAGGGGGGACCGGCUGCUGCAGGAUGCCCGCCGAAACUCGUUGCUGCCCAUCACCAGUACACCUCACACGCCUAAUAGGAUCAUUGAUUACUUAGCGCCCGAAUCACCUAUGAACGCCGAUGAUGAUUUACUGAUCGAGCUUUUAUUUAAAAUGUGACCUGACACCGCUGCAAUUAUUUACUGAAGAUUUAUACCAACGACGUCUGAAGUUAUAUGAACAAGUAGGCGCUUAAUGGUUCUUAUUUUAAGCAAAAUUAUUGUUUGUUUACGAUUCACGAAUGUUUAUAUUUCUAGAUACUUCGGGUUGCUAACUCGUCUUUAAUAUAUUAAAAUGUUCGUUGUAGUACCAUUUCCUCGAAUUUGAUUUCUGUAGUACAUUCCAGAUCUAUUGUUUAUUGAUUAUCAUCUACACCUAUUCACUUUUUUACGCUAUAGUUUAGUCUAUCGGGUUUUUUAAAAUUAACAUUGUUUUCUUCUGUUUUUCGUUGGAACUUCAGGUCAUAGACAGGGUUAUAUUUAGUAUAAAUUUUAUCGUAUUUGUAUUAUAUUUUCAUAAUAUAUUUUUGAGAAAUUUGUUUAGAACAUUUAUUGGAAUCAUAUUUUUGAAACUAAAUUGGAUGUAAAAUAAUUCUCCUAGAACGCCGAUGAGAUAAAGUGUUUUAAAAUUCUUAAAUACUUUCUGUGCCAUUGGAGUGAAUUAAACGUAUUUGAUUUCGUUUUCAAUUUCGACUUUGUAAUUUUACGUGAACUUUUCGGAAUUACUUUGUUUUAUUGAUUUCCACGGUGAAGUUAGAGAGUAGGUUAAGUACAAAUUCAAAUUAUUAAAAGCCACUGUUCUUAUAAAGUAGAUGCACCUAGCGUAUAAUACAAUAAACCCGACGAGCUGUGAGUAUUUUGAGAUUUUAUCGUAUUUAAGAAAAAAAAAGUUAGUUUUACUAUUGGUCUAACGUUUACCAUGAAGGUUUCAUUCCAGCCUAAUAGGUUAAUUCUCUAGUCGACGCAGCGAAGCACAUAGCGGUAAUGGGUACUGCCGCGCCGAACGCGUUCCAUAGACUACACGUUAUUCUUUAUAUUGUUUCAUAUUCUGUUUUAUAUUUAGAAUGUUAACUUCUCUUAAAGAUUUCAAUAUAAUUCCAAAUUUCGAUUCCCCACCCCUAGUUCCUACUUCAACUAUUAAAUAUCUUACUAUCUAUAUAAAUCGAUUAGUUCAUUAGAAUAUAGUAAACUUUGUUUUAGAUUCCUUAAUAAAGCUAAAUGCCAUACUAAUCUAGCGUUCAUGAAAAAAAUAAGGUUGUGCACCACUUAAUUAUAGAAAUAACUACCUAAUUAUUCCCUUUUUCUGAAUUCUCUGAUAUUUUAACGUAGCAAUAUAGAUAUAGACUAAGAGUUAGAAGUAAUAAUAGCUUACCAUAAGACGACGUGCUGCCGUCGAGAUAUUUUCGAUUCGUAUUUUUAUAAAGCAAAGUUACGAAUGACUAAGGUUGCUUUGCUUGCAGGGCCGUGGAUUAGACUUUUAUUUUAAGUUGUCUAUUCGAUUAUACUUCAUGAGAAAUGUUGGGAAAUUUAAGCAGUCUUAAAAUUUUGGAUUGAAUCUUUGAUGUAAACGUUCUGAAUACAUUUGUAUACUUUUUAUGUCUUGCAUCUCUUUCGAAGGUUGGCCCAGAAUAGUCGGAAGAGGAUUUUCUAUUAUUAACGAUUUCCAUUGCUGGUAUCGUUAAAAAGUUUAAUAGGAGUUUUUGCUAACAUUUUUUGGAAAUUGUUCUUUCAUCUUUGAAAUUUCGAAUAAUAAGAUAAGGAAAAUAUAGAUAUAGGAAGAGCUGGAAAUCAUUAAUAAUAAUAGCAAUUGUUAGUUGAAAUUUGUGUAAAACGACGAAGUUCGAGAAUAACCGUCCAAUUGUGGCGGCUUUUGCACCCUCUGGUGACGCGAUAAAGUACACGCGAAUACAACCUUUAUUAAUAGAGUCAACAGUGACCAGAUUCACUGGACUUGGGGUACCUGAGGGCGCGCGAAUGUAACAUGUACAUUUUAUAUUUUUGGAUUGCUAAUUUUAAGAUGCUAUAUUUAUAUAUGUAUACGUAGACGGCGAGUACGUAAUCAGUAUUUCGAGUUGUAUCGCCAAAAGUUCUCGACCCAUCGGUUUCUCAUUUGUUUUCUGUUAAAGACAAUAGUUCAUUUAGCUAGUGGUCAUGUAUAUAUUUUUGGAUAGCGUGCACGUUGCUUCCGGAACGCCAAUGAUAUAUUUUAAAGAGAAGGAAGUAGUUAAGUCGUAUACAAUACUUUUAACAAUAAGCGAGAUAACUGAAAGCAAUAAUAUUUUUGUGGUAAAAAUUACUCUGAUUUUAGAAGGAGAGUAUUUUAUUAUCCACGCAAUCGUCACAAACAGUUCAAUACAUAGAUUGCUUUUUAGUGCUGUCGUAACUUGUGCUCCAUGAAUUUAUAUAAUCAUACUGGUAUAGUUCAAUUAUAAGAGCUGGAGUUUCCAACAAAUAAUGCAUAAUUUCAACUUCAAAUUUAGUAAGUUAUUAUUAUGUAUUUAGGGUUUCAUAUUCAAAUAUAAGUUUAUGAAAGAAUACAAAAUUUAGGAGCAUUGGUUACGAUCCGCUCUUAGUUAAUGACCACAGCUAAAAAUACUGCACUAGACGUAGAUAUAGUUAGAGAAAUACUUAUAGAAAUGAAAAUUAAAAAAAUGGAAAAAAUCUUGAAAUCUAUACAUAGAAUUUAAAUUUAAAAAAUUUAACUACUUUUUAUUAUUAUAUUAAUAAGAAGCUUGUUCACACAUUUUAAAUCGUAUUUAGUAAUAGCUAAGUAUAAUAGAAAUGUAAUAAAGGACAUGGAUUGAAUGCUAGUGAGAUUAUUGUUCAGUUUUAAUUAAUUUUGGCUACUAUUAAUGUUAAAUCGGUCUAAAUUUUGAGUAUUUUUACUGAAUUUUGCUUUUAGGAUUUAAUAAUAACGUGAAAAUUCUCAAAAUUUAUUACUAAAUGCGCCAAAGGCGAAUAAUUUCAACGAAUGUGAUAAAAUUGCAAAAACAAUUAUGUUGUGUGAGUUAGGUUUUUUAAUUGUUGUUUUUUGUAGAUACGGUGCGGUAUUGUUGAUUUUUUUAUCGUUAUAGUUUGGUCGUGUAUGACAGGUUGAUAUUUUGUGCAGAAUAUUGGUUUAUUAUUUUUAAGGUUAUGUGUUAUAAAAACAUUUGUAAAAUAAAAUAAUAUAUUAUGCAAUCUUAAAGUGUAAUUACACGUUUAAUUUAUAAAGGUUUUUUCCUUAAAUGCAAGCAUGAAUGUUGAGAUAGAUUCAUUACCAAAAGGGCUUUCUAUGCCGAUAAAAUGGCGUAUAGACGAUUAUAUAAUCUCUGAAAAUUUAAUCUUAAUUAAAUAAUGGGCACACCCAUUAAAUAAUGGAUUCGAAUGUUCCGUAAGCAAUAAUAUAGACUUAGUUAAUUUAACGAUGAUACAUAUAAGAUGUACAACGAAGGAAAGAUAAUUGGCAUAAUUGUAAAAGGACUUUCAAAGUUAUUUUUGUUGUCAAGAAACCCACGGAGAUAUUGGGGACAUAGCGAUUGCGGUAAAGUGUGACGCUGGCACGAGUAAAACAUUAGCUAAACUUUUAUUUUGGACAUUAUAUCAGUCUGCUUUAGCCUGCCUAAUAUAAUAUUGCAUAUCAUAGAUAUUGUGCGGUUAAUUUCAAACAUUGUAGGUUAUUUUCACGUAUCGCUAGAAAUAGGUAUAACAUCAUUUAGUUGAACAUCAAAUUGAGUUUAUGCUUUGUUGCUUGUAAUGUUUAGCAUUACUUUAAUAGCGAAUUUAUGAAGUUUUUUAUGUAUAUAAAAAUUGUAUGCAUUGUAAUCAUUGUUAUUAAGUUUCAAUAUUAUAGAAGAGUGUAAAAAUUGUUAUGUACUGCCAGUAUUUAACACCAAAUGGGGAAGGAUGAACGGUGUAAAGUAUCCAGUUCAGUCAAAAAUAAUCAUUAAGAAUUAUGUAUGUACAAUUUUAUUUCUGUAUUUUGUUUACUUGAUGAACCGUUAAAUAGGUUUUAUUUAAUUUUGAAUGAUACAUUAUUUUCCUUACAGGAGUAUUUUUGUUUCAUAUAUUGUUUAUUAUAAACUUAAAUUAAUGUUUUAGUAUUGCCAUGUUUAAUAAUUUAUUAACUAGGAAAUAUAUUUGGAUUAUUACUUUAUUUUCUCUGAAUAGAAACACGACGUUAUUGUUGUAAAAUAAAUUUGGAAAAAUUUAAUAAUUUUAUCACUGUAUUUAUCUAUAUAGCUAACAACGCAAGUGACUGGAUACUAUGUAUUUUGAAAUGAAAAAUAAUCUUCCUUUGUAAUUAUUAUAAUCUAUAAACACUACAAAAUUGUGAUUCAAAGCAAUUUAAAUAAUACUGCUGA